Molecule: messenger RNA, 1188 nt
Organism: Rhagoletis pomonella (apple maggot)
Lineage: Eukaryota; Metazoa; Arthropoda; Insecta; Diptera; Tephritidae
Exons: 3
Coding region: 1-1071 (356 amino acids)
Source: RefSeq, a predicted model, not a curated record
AUGUGCUCACUACGCGUAGCUACGCAAGGGCUACUAGAGGAUGUUUAUCCGGAGAAACUUGAGCUCGACAAGCUAUCUACCACAUUUGGCAGUAGCUCAGGUGAACUGGUACCAUGUCGUGGCUGCCUCAGCAAUAAUAGCCACUGCAAUGCCACGGCACAGAAAUGUGUGCUUGGAUUUAUGGUUGGACUCAGAUUCCGCUUGGUCUCUGGGUUUACCUCAUCAGUGAAAGAAUUGGCCACCAUCCGCAUCAAAGGUGACUCAUUUACGCGCAGCGUGACCAGAAAUCGCCGGCAUUUAAACCGAAUACUAGUCAAUAAAAAGUCAUCGAGAAUGAAACGUUUCAUCAUCACAUUGGCUAUUGUGUGUAGCCUUUGCUCCAGCUGGGCUCUACCUCCUGCCACUAAACCUGCUGUCGCACCACUACCACCACCACCGGCUACCCUAACACAGGACCUCGAACAGUUGUAUCGCCUUAUACCCGCUAAGCCACUUAACAAAUUGGUCAUACGUUAUCUGCUCAACGAUGCGGAGUUCCAGGCUAUUAUACGCAUCAUAAAUUCACACGAUGCCUUCAUGGUGCGUAUGCGUCUUUACGCCCAGCCGGAGAUCAUACAAUUCCAGUCGUGGGUGCGCUCUCAGUUGAUGUUGUCUGGCGGCGGUUCUUUAGAAUUCGAGGAAUCUGAAGAAAUUUUGAGUCUCUUCAAUCCAACACCCUACUGGUCGGUUUAUGGCUGGCAAGGAUUUUUCAAUGAAUUCCUUGCAUACUUCCCACAGGAGAUGUUGCGCGCCCAAAUCAACGCAAAGGUAAUCCAAGGCGGUAGUCUCGCCCAAUUCUGGGAGAAAUUGAAGGCUUUGCGUCCGGUGUAUGAACGCGUUUUGGCCUUCCCGGAAUCGAAACGCAUAAUUACACAACUCGAACAGAAUGGUGUGAAUUUCAGUCAGUUAGAUCAAUACAUUCGUUCAUUGUUCGAUUGGUUUAAUUUGAAUCCGGUCGAUGCGAUCGCCCAGGAAGUUAGCACUGUCCAAGCGCCAAUUGCUCCACCGGCCGCCAAUAGUAUUGUAGCGUAAUAUGUGUCGAUUAUAAUGCUUCUGGGGGGAAUUCAUGAUUCAUCACCAAAGGACGCUCAGGAAAAAGUGUUCACGAAUAAAAUAUCAUUAUUUUAAGAUUUGAAAGUCUUUGAAUAU